CCGGAUUUCUGAAUUUUCUGGUUUUCUGAAGAUAGUCUUACAAUACAAAAAAAUAAACUAUGAAAAAUAUAGAUAUAAAUUGUAUUUUACAUAUUUAAAAAUUUAUACACAUCUGAAGCAAGUCACAGUCGAAGGAUUUCAUCAUGAACGCCAGCAUGUUUGGUGAGAAGAGAAAGCCAAUUGGUGCCAUAGCGCUCGGAUCCUAUAGGGACCAACACUUCAAGGGUAGUCGGUUCGAGCAGGAGCAGGCGUUAUUGACCAGUACCACCUUGUAUAUCGGUAACCUGUCUUUCUACACCACUGAAGAACAGAUCCACGAACUCUUCAGUCGAUGUGGAGACGUGAAACGAAUUGUGAUGGGUUUGGAUAAAGGUUCAAGGACGCCGUGUGGGUUUUGCUUUGUCGAAUACUAUGAGCGUCCUGAUGCUGAGAAUGCAAUGAAGUAUGUCAAUGGCACGAGACUGGACGACCGCAUCAUCCGUACCGACUGGGAUGCUGGCUUCCGAGAAGGACGGCAGUAUGGCCGAGGAAAGUCCGGCGGUCAGGUGCGAGAUGAAUACAGGACCGAUUACGAUGAAGGCAGAGGAGGUUACGGUAAAAUCAUUGUUGGCAAAAUGAAACCCAGAAAUGACAUAUAGCUGGACAUAUUUGAACAACCUUCACCAUCUACUCCACCACCACCAUCAUCAUUCAUCAUCAUCAUCGUCGUCGUCAUCGUCAUUAUCAUCACCACCACCUCCAUCAUCAUCAUCAUCAUUAUUACCAUCAACAGCACUAUCGUUCCCUUUACUAAUUAUAUUUUAUUUUAUAAGUUGGAAAAUUGAAAGGAGAAACUGCUAUAAAAGCAAGGAUUGGAAACCAGCAUAUUUUGGUGUCCAGUGUUCAAAUCUUGCCACGGUCGACUUUGCCUUUCAUCCUUUUGAGGGUUGAUAAAAUAAAGUACCAGUCGAGUACUGGGAUCAGUUUUAUUGGUCGGUUAUAGCUCUUCUCCUCAAAACAAUCUAUAUUCUUGUGGCCAGUUUAGCAAUUAGUAUCGAAGAUUGUGGAUUGGCAGAAUUGUUAGGGGUGUCAGACAAAUGCCUUGUGGUAUUUGCUCCAGUUCCCUACAUUCUGAGUUCAAAUCCUGCCUGGGUCAACUUUGCCUUUCAUUCUUUCAAAGCUGAUAGAAUAGCGUACCAGUUUUGUACAGGGGGUUGAUUUACUCAACUGUACUCAUACCACCCAAAUUCAGGCCUCGUACCUGUAUCAGAAACCAUUCCAGCUCUUUUGGUUCUUGGUUCAAACCCCACUGAAGGCCAACUUUGACUUUCACCCUGUUGGGGUUGGUAAAAUAAGUGCCAGUCAAGUCCUGGGGUUGAUGAAAUCAGCAAGCCUUUGCCUACCCCUUAUUUUCAAGCCUUGUUCCUAUAGAAGAAAGUAUUAUUACUUUUAUUAUUAAGGUAGCAAGCUGGCAGAAUCGUUAGCACACCGGGUGAAAUGCUUAACGGUAUUUCAUCUGCUUUUAUGUUCUGAGUUCAAAUUCCGCUGAGGUCGACUUUGCCUUUCAUCCUUUCGGGGUCGAUCGAAUAAGUACCAGUGACAUACUGGGGCUGAUGUAAUUGACUUAAUCCCACCCCCAGCUUUGCUGGCCUUGUGCCAAAAUUUGGAACCAAAGGCAGCAAACUGGCAGAAUCAUUAGCACACCGGGCGAAAUGCUUGUUGGUAUUUUGUCAGUCUUAAUGUUCUGAGUUCAAAUUCUGCCAAGGUUGACUUUGCUUUUCAUCCUUUCAGGGUUGAUAAAAUAAGUACCAGUUGUGUACUGGGGUUGAUGUAAUCAACUUCCUCUCCUGAUAUUUCAGGUCUUGUGCAUUUAGUAGAAAGAAUUAUUAUCAUCAUCAUCAUCAUCAUCAUUAAGCAGAGUCGUUAGUACGCUGGACAAAAUUCUUACCUGUAUUUCGUCUGUCUUUAUGUUCUGAGUUCAAAUUCCGCCGAGGUCGACUUUGUCUUUCUUCUUUUUGGGGUUAAUGAAAUAAGUACCAAUGAAAUACUGGGGUCAACGUAAUCAACUAGUCCCCUACCCACCAAAUUUCUGGCCUUGUGUCUUUAGUAGAAAGGAUUGUUGUUGUUAUUAAGGUGGCAAGCCAGCAAAACUGUUAGCAUGUCUUUACGUUUUGUGUUCAAAUUCCACUAAAGUCAACUUCGCCUUUCAUCCUUUCAGGGUUGAUAAAUUAAGUACCAGUGAAACACUGGGGUCGAUGUAAUCGACUAGUCCCCUCUCCUCAAAUUUGAGGCCUUGUGCCUAUAGUAAAAUGGAUUAUUAUUAUUUUAUGGCAGUGACUUGGCAAAACUGUUAAAACAUUGGCCAAAAUGUUCAGCAGCAUUCUUCCUAUUCUAGGGUCAAAUUGUGCCAAGGUCAACUUGACCCAUCAUCAGUUGAGCACUGGGGAGGGGGGGUUUGAUGUUAUCGGCUGCCCCUCCCUUCAAAAUUUCCGGCUUUUUGCCAAAUGUAGAAAGAAUUAUGGUUAUUCUUGUUACUCUCGCUAGAUUGGCAAAUCGGACAGAAAAUGCUAGAAGAGCAAGAUGGAAAGUGUUGAAAUGUCCAGUUUCAAUUCUUAUGUUUUGAGUUCAAUUCCCAGAGGACCCAAUAAAAUAUAACCAGUUAUAUGCUGUGUUUGAUUCAGUUGAUUACUUGUCUCUCAUCAUCUCUUUCUACUCAUUUUAAUUAAAAGGAAUAAAGAUUACUGUUCCUUGUAGCUUAUUUAAGAGUAAGGAUUAUGUCUGACAUCGAAAUUUUAAUUUUCUUUUUUACAUAUGUGGUCUGGUUGUGUGGUUAAGAAGCUUGCUUCCCAAUCACAUCGUUCCAGGUUCAGUCCCACUAUCUGGCACCUUGGACAAGUGUUUUCUACUAUAGCACCAUGCCAAUCCAAACUUUGUAAGCUAAUGUAUUAGACAGAAACUGAAGCAUGGUCUUUGUGUGUGUGUGUGUGUGUGUGUGUGUGAAACCUUUAAUCUCUACACAUUUAUUCAUUCUCUAUUUAUUUCCUCUCGUUCCUUUCUGCCAAAGACCAUAAGCUUGAAACCUGAAAGACUUUUACAUUCUUCCCGAGCCUCAAACUAAUACACCUGCUUGUCGUUCCCA
Messenger RNA from Octopus bimaculoides (California two-spot octopus), 3118 nucleotides. Its product is annotated as nuclear cap-binding protein subunit 2B. Gene Ontology annotation, molecular function: RNA cap binding. Gene Ontology annotation, cellular component: nuclear cap binding complex. The record is from RefSeq and is a predicted model, not a curated record. Gene Ontology annotation, biological process: mRNA cis splicing, via spliceosome. Lineage: Eukaryota; Metazoa; Mollusca; Cephalopoda; Octopoda; Octopodidae.